Molecule: messenger RNA, 435 nt
Organism: Miscanthus lutarioriparius
Lineage: Eukaryota; Viridiplantae; Streptophyta; Magnoliopsida; Poales; Poaceae
Source: the annotation of a GenBank genome assembly
AUGGAUCAGCAACCUAAGAUUGAGGCUGAUUUUCUUGACCCAACAUUACUCUUAGAUGAGACACAUUACCAGGAGGGGUAUAAAAAUGGCUAUAAUGAUGGUUUGGCAUCUGGAAAGGAAGAGGGAAGGCAGGUUGGUUUAAAGAUGGGUUUCCAAGCUGGUGAAGAACUGGGAUUCUUUCAGGGCUGUCUGGAUGUGUGGACGUCUGCAAUUCUCAUUGAUCAGAACGCCUUCUCAGCUCGGGUCAGGAAGAAUAUUGAGCAGCUAGCUGCACUGGUGGGCAGCUACCCGCUGUCUGAUCCAGAGAAUGAACAAAUUCAAGACGUGAUGGAGAAGAUAAGGUUGAAAUUCAGGGUCAUCACUGCAAGCUUAGGGGUGAAGUUAGAGUAUGAAGGUCACCCCACAUCAUCAAAGCAGGAUGUUGAGGAUCUGUGA